AAGAAAAUGGGUUCUAUUCAAUGGGUUUAUGCCAAUGGCUCUUCUUGGGUUACUCUUGAUUCUUUAGCACAAAGCCAUAUUGAAAGUUUAUGGUCACACAACUCUUCCAGCUGGAUACAAAGCCAAUCCUUCCGUUGCCCUGUCUAUGUUGACAUUGGACAAAUGAUGCUCAUGUGUAAUGGCACUUGCUACAGUAUUGCACGUCGAAGAGCUUAAGCCAAACAUUAUUUAGAUUGUGUAUUUAUUUCUCUUGCAUUUCUUUAUGUAUAUAUAUAUCAUUGCACAUACGUUUCAUUCCUUCAUUUUAGACUUAUGCCUUUAUGCUCUUUUUAUAUGCUAUUUAUGAAUAAAUAUGGACUUUUUUUUUU
Molecule: messenger RNA, 368 nt
Organism: Gilbertella persicaria
Lineage: Eukaryota; Fungi; Mucoromycota; Mucoromycetes; Mucorales; Choanephoraceae
Exons: 1
Coding region: 7-216 (69 amino acids)
Source: RefSeq, a predicted model, not a curated record